CGUGAUACUCUCAAUCAGCAAGGUGUCGUGGUUCCUUGUGUCAGCCCGUAUAACACCCCAGUGAACCCGGUCCCAAAACCGGAUGGCACAUGGCGCCUCACUCAAGACCUACGUAAAAUAAAUGAACUCAUCGUUCCCGUGGCUCCAGUGGUCCCUGACGUUCCUUCUCUUAUGUCUUCUAUUCCGUGUGACCAUGCUUAUUUCUCUGUGAUUGAUUUGUGCUCUGCCUUUUUCAGUGUUCCUGUGGGCCAUGAGACUCAGCCCCUGUUUGCUUUCACACACAGGGGAAGACAAUACACGUGGACGCGGUUGCCACAGGGUUUCAUUGACUCACCGGCGGUCUUCACUGCCGUAUUGCGGGACGCGCUGGCUGAUCUCUGUCUUCCCCGGGGCUCCACGGUGCUCCAGUACGCGGAUGAUCUCCUGAUAACGGCGGAGGAUCAAGGCGCUUGUGCUGCCGCCACAUUGUCUCUCCUCACACUCCUGGCGCAGAAGGGUUUCAAGGUCUCCCGCACGAAGUUGCAGUUUUGCCUCACAACUGUUCGCUACUUGGGACAUGACCUCUCCCAGGGUUCCAGGAGGCUUAGCCCGGAACGCGUUCAAGUCAUUAUGGACACUCAGGCUGCGGAGCUCUAUGCUUUGACUCGUGCAUGUAUUUUGGCUCAAGACACAGACGUUACUAUUUACACCGACUCACGCUACGCUUUCGGCGUGGCGCACGACUUCGGCCGCAUUUGGGCGUCUCGGGGGUUUACGACAGCCGACGGUAAGCCCAUUUCUCAUUCUUCACUUGUUACUGAUUUAAUCACCGCCUGUCUCCUUCCGUGCACGUUGGCCAUUGUUAAGACACGCGCGCACACAAGAGGGGACUCAUUUGAAGUAAAGGGCAAUUCAUUCGCUGAUCAAGUCACUAAAGCUGCAGCCGCAUUCGGUGUCCUGCCUCCAGGCUUUAAUUGCGCUUUAGUUUCUACUGAUCGCAUGGUUAGCGCUGUCUUACCUGACAUAGAUCUCAUUUCUAUCCAGGCCUCGGCCUCUGUGGCAGAUACGCAGUUCUGGGACGCCCAGGGCGCGACAGAGAAGAGUGGCGUUUUGCUUGACGCACAGGGCCGUCUUUGUUUACCUCGUCACUGUACUCCCUUUCUCGUCCGCGAGUUCCAUGGUCCCACUCAUCGCGGCCGAAGAGGGGUAGUGGAGGAUAUGAACAGAACAUUCUGCAUCAAUAAUUUGCACACAGACGCACACAACAUUCUGGACAAGUGUUUAACGUGCGCCCAGAAUAAUCUAUCUAAACCAGGCGCGGUACAUCAGCACCUUCCCAUACCCGACACGCCUUUCCAAGAAUGGCAGAUCGACUUCACUCACAUGCCAAAGCAGGGCCCGUUCAAAUACCUUUUGGUCAUGAUUGACAAAUUUUCACGGUGGAUUGAGGCUUUCCCGUGUAGCAAAGAGAACGCCCGAACAGCAGUGAACAAACUUACACAGGAAAUUAUCCCACGUUACGGUCUUCCGGUAGGAAUUGACUCUGAUAAGGGAACGCCGUUCACCUCUAAGGUAACGCAGGAGCUAUGUAAAGACCUCAAGAUCAAUUGGCGUUUUCAUAUCCCAUACCAUCCACAGUCCUCUGGCAUUGUGGAGCGCGCGAAUAGAACGAUUAAGGGUAAGUUGCGUAAGGCUAUGCAAGACGCAGGCACGAAAAAUUGGGUCCAGGUUUUACCGUUGGUCCUCGCUGAUAUGCGCAUGACUGCUCAGGUCGCUCUCGACAAUUUAUCUCCGUACGAGCUCGUCAUGGGACGCCCCUUUCCUGUCCCUUGGCGUAGAGGCAUGCAGGUUAUAGGAACGGGUGAUCUUGAAGUACAUCUCAGCGAGUACGCGGUGGGUCUCAUGCGGGUGCUGGAUGAGUAUUGGGCGAGAGUAAAUUCCAAAAAGCCUCCCAUUCCAGAGGCACACACUCACCCCUUUGAGGUAGGGGACAGAGUUUUAGUAAAGAGAUUCGGUAAACUAAACGCUCCCAUGGAGGAGUCACCCUACAGUGGGCCCACCGAUGUACUCGCUGUAACUCGCACGGCUGUGCUAACGGACCUUUUUCCACAGUGGAUCCAUGCCAGCAGAAUAAAGAAGGCUCCAAUGUAAUAGAAAUCUAUAUUGUUGAUGCUUAACAGAC
This is a messenger RNA of Neoarius graeffei (lesser salmon catfish), 2161 nucleotides long. RefSeq names its product protein NYNRIN-like. Gene Ontology annotation, molecular function: RNA stem-loop binding; RNA-DNA hybrid ribonuclease activity. Lineage: Eukaryota; Metazoa; Chordata; Actinopteri; Siluriformes; Ariidae. Gene Ontology annotation, biological process: DNA integration. The transcript has 3 exons. The record is from RefSeq and is a predicted model, not a curated record. Bases 172 to 2130 code for a protein of 652 amino acids.